CGAGGAGCCGGGACCCGCCGCCCCCGGGACACGAGCGAGGGCCGCCCGCUGGCCACGGGGUCCGGGCUCGGCCCGGCCCGCGAGGGUCAUGUCGGUCAGCGAGCUCUACAGCCAGUCUCAUCAAGGCUCAUGGAUACUUGCGUGAUUAGGUGGGGGUGAAUACGGACUUCAUCCUUCCUGUGAGAUCGAACAAAGCAGGCAGCAGUGAGUCAGGGAGGAAACAUCGGAUCGAGUUUGCUUCAGUCGUCUUCUCCCACAGGAGCAAUAAUAAUACUCAUGGUUUUCAUCUGAAGAUUCAUACCAUCUUUUAUGUUCAUCACUUGGCCAACACCUGUAGAGAGCACUUUCUACCUGCAGUGAUGCGUCACAGCCCAUGCGUGAGGCAGAGACGAAGAGCCCAUCCCUGCAAAGUAGUCUCUGACCUUGAGUUCUUCCAGUCCAGUGGUUCAUUUGUUGUAUGAAUAAGUAUUAAGGAGGUAUUUGUACAUUAAAAGGAGAUAAAUUGCUCUGUCUUGUUUCAUCAGAUUUAAUCAAAUUCUUAAUUUGCUUACACUUGCUAAUGAGAGCUAAUGUGUAUUUGUGAAAUAAGGAAAAUGAAUGUCUCCUUAGCCACAAACUAGUGUUUCUUUGCUAUCAAGCUGCUUGCUUUUUUAAUGGUCAUUUUACUGUGUAUACAUGUGUGUAACUAUGUAACAAGCUGUGUGCACCGAAAUGGUAAGAAUACCCUUAAAAUGUGAUUUUUUAUGACUAACACGUCCGAUCCUACCUGUAUGAAUGCUGGUUCCUUCAGGAUGUUCCCUUUGGCAGAGGUACAGGGAUACUGGAGCUCAUCAAUACUUCUUCUGAAAUUGGCUUCAGAUCUGAUGAUGCAUUCUUUUUCCUUUGUAUGGUGGCAAAGUCUGUGCCUGGAAGGUAUGCUUUCUUUUCUGGAAACAGCCAAGAGUUAUUCAAAGAACUAAGCUGGUUGAGUAAGGUAGGAAUUCACUGACGUAUAUUUCUGUUACAGGCAAAGUGUGACUUGCAGGUACUGAUGACAGUUGUGUGUGGCCUCUUACUAGCUGUCAUCCUCAGGAGAAGUAGUCAGGCUUCAGAUGCUCUCAGUGAUCAAUCAGUGUAGAGCCUCCCAGGCUGUUAGGAAAAUACUCAUUUGAAUGUAGCAGUUCUGGUUUGUUUGGUUAAAAACUUAAAGGCUCACCAAAUUUUAUAGUAACACUGAUUUAUAGUCCCAUUUAAAUAUAUAUGUAUGUUAACUUAUUAUGUGGCAUAUAGUUGCCUCAGCGUUAUGACAAGCAUAAUAACAUUAAUGAAUACUUACUGAUUUAAGAAUCAAAUGGAAAGCCCAUUCCACCUAAUUUCCUAAAAUGCUCUUUUGAAAGUAGAUGGAAGGAUGAUCUUUUUAAAAAAAGUUUAAAAAUUUUUGGCUGCGUUAGGUCUUUGUUGCUGCACGUGGGCUUUCUCUAGUUGCGGCGAGUGGGGACUGUUCUUCGUUGCAGCGUGUGGGCUUCUCAUUGCGGUGGCUUCUCUUGUUGCGGAGCAUGGGCUCUAGGCACGCAGGCUUCAGUAGUUGUGGCGCACGGGCUUAGUUGCUCCACGGCAUGUGGGGUCUUCCCGGACCAGGGCUCAAACCCGUGUCCCCUGCAUUGGCAGGCAGAUUCUUAACCACUGCGCCACCAGGGAAGUCCCGAAGGAUGCUCUUUGUACCUUCGUACCUCUGCUAUGCAUCAGGCAGGAUAAGAAAGGAAGGCAGAGCAGUAUUAUUUGCAAUUGCCAAAAGGAGGAAGCAACCCAGUGUCCAUCAUGAAUGGAUGGAGAAACGAAAUGGGGUACAUCCAUACAAAGGAAUACUAUUCAGCCUUAGAAAGGAAGAACGUUGGUUCAGUCGGAUCUGGGCACUGGCUGCAGUGACUCCUGUCUUUUCUGGCUCUCCUCGCUAUGUCCCUUUCACUUCUAGAAAUGCGGUCUCCAGUGUGGCUGUCUCUGGUGUCAUCAAAGUGUUCAAUGACUUGAAGGUGAGUAAGUCGUCUUCACCAGAGGAUGUGAAGAAGCGCAAAAAGGCGGUGCUCUUCUGCCUGAGCGAGGACACGAAGAACCUCAUCCUGGAGGAGGGUGAGGAGAUGCUGGUAGGUGAUGUGGGCCAGACUGCAGACGACCCCUAUGCCAUCCUUGUCAAGGUGCUGCCACACAAGGACUGCCAUUACACCCUCUGUGAUGCAGCCUGUGAGACCAAGGAGAGCAAGGAGGAGGCCUGGGCCCCUCAGUCUGCACCCCUGAAGAGCAAAAUGAUCUAUGCCAGCUCCAAGGAUGCCGUCGAGGAGAAGCUGACGGGGAUCAAGCAUGAGUUAGAAGCAAACUGCUACGAGGAGGUCAAGGACCACUGCACCCUGGCAGAGAAGCUGGGGGCCAGCGUUUUCAUCUCUCUGGAGGGCAAACCCCAGACCUGCCCACAGGGGUUGCAGGCUGCCCCCUUCCUGCCAGACCAGAGGGGCUGGGGGGGGUCCCAGCAGGGGGCGGGCAAUCCCUUCACUCAAGUUGCCAAACAGCCUCCCCACCUCCUGGGCCAUCCUCCUCCCUCCAUCCCUGAAGGUUCUGGCCUUCCCAAACUGCUUUUUUUUUUUUUUUUUUUUUUCGUGGUACGCGGGCCUCUCGCUGUCAUGGCCUCUUCCGUUGCGGAGCACAGGCUCCGGACGCGCAGGCUCAGCGGCCAUGGCUCACGGGCCCAGCCGCUCCGCGGCAUGUGGGAUCUUCCCGGACCGGGGCACGAACCCGCGUCCCCUGCAUCGGCAGGCGGACUCUCAACCACUGCGCCACCAGGGAAGCCCCCAAACUGCUUUUGAUUUUCUUCUUGGGUUGAAGCAGAUUAAGCUCAAACAGGGGUAUGCCUGGGGGAAGGAGCACUGUAUUUUUUAACACCCCAGUUCCCCAUCUGUUCCUUCCCUUUCCCAUGCUGUCAACUUCUAAUAGCAGUAGUGACUCUGUCCUUGUGUGUUUAGUUCUGUAUAUAAAUGCAGUGUUGUAGAGAUGCCCCCUCCCCAUGCUGCCUGGUUCCCCUAACCUUUUUCCCCAGUCGUGGCCACUCAUGGAAGCAGGACUAGUAAGGGACCUUCAAUUAAAAACAAACAAAAAACAAAGGAAAGAAGGACAUUCUGACACAUGCUAAACAUUGAUGAACCUUGAGGACAUUAUGCUAAGUGAAAUAAGCCAGUUAUAUCGUGACAGAUACUGUGUAAUUCCACUUACAAAGGUAUCUACGGGAGUCAAAUUCAUAGAGACAAAGCAGAAUGGUGGUUGUGGGAGGGAGCGGAGAGUAGAGAGUUGUUUAAAUGGAUGCGGAAUUUUCAGUUUUGCAAGAUGAGAAGUUUUGGAGAUGCCUGGUGGUGAUAGCUGCACAACAAUGUGAAUGUGCUUAAUGCCACCGAACUGUACAUUUAAAAAUGGUGAGGAUAGUAAACUAUGUGUAUUAUACCACAAUUAAAAAAACUCUGGAGAGAAAAGGGCAGGGAAAAUACGGUGGUCAAGAGUAUAACCUUUAGACUCGAUAGACCUGGGUUUUGAGUAUUGGUGUCCUGUCUGUGUCACCCUCGUACCACACCACCCCCCCCCCCCCGCCCACCCUGCCCUGGCAUUUACCAGCUGUGUGACCUUAGACAGUUGCUCAACUUCUAGGCUUCAUUUAUCUGUAAAACAGGGGUAAGAAGCUAGUACAGCCCUCAGAGGCUUGUUGAUGAGAUAAAAUGAGAACACGUGAACUGUAUUAGUUGGUGCUAAUCCUGUUGCUAGGAGAAGGUCUUGUCCUUGGGAAGCGGCAGUCCAGUGCAGGACAGUAUGGGGUGAGAGCCUGAAGGGCUGGGAAGGUUGCUGUGGGUGCUGAUUCACUGGUUCCAACUCCUGCAUGUGGGGCGGCCCGCCUUGGAUUGGGUCCUCUCAUUUAGCAGAGCACCAGCAUUGGUGGAGAAGCUCUAGGGCUGUGCACAUGCUUUUCCUCUUUCAGGUGUGGGGAAGGAAAGAACAAAAGGAGUCUUAAAGUCCUGGCUUUGUGACCACCUAUCAUCUCAAAUCUUCAACCCUAGCACUCCAGACCUAACUGUUCUAUAGCUUAAAAUUGUGGAUGCCCCCGAUUGUACCGGGAGGAGCGUCCCACCUUGACACCACUAACAGGAUGCCUGUAUCUGUCUUUUGCGCUUCCUGGCACUUGGCGGAUGUCUAUAUCUGUCUAUUGCUCUUCCUGGCACUUGGCGUUCUAGGCUAUUUUGGUUGCAAGGGCACUUCAAGAUGUAGGCUCUACUCUAAGGAUGCUGUCUUAGGAACCAGGCUUAGCUGAUCUGAGCAGCCUGGCCUAAGAGAUCAGCACAGUAUUAGGGUACCAGAAAGAUGCUCACCCUUUCUGAGACUUUAGGGACCAGGUUAUCCUGUCAGCAGGGAUGCAUUUCCUUCCACGCCAGUGCCAUUAAUGUGACUCAGUUACUCUUGGCUCUGCCCUUUUCCCUGUCUUCUUACCACUGCCUUGGAUUAAACACCCCUUCCUGAAUCUCCAGUUCCAGUUUAGAUUGGCUGUACUAUCUGCUGUUAUUCCCGUGUCACUAAUGGCAAAAGCUUGAAAGGUUUUGUAGAAAGCAGACUCUUGGUUGGCUGUUCCUAGGCAGGUACCUGGUCCAAGGAGCUUCUGAAGAUGGAUCAUCACUGAGAACCAUGUGUCUCCCUCAGAAGAGGCUGUGGAUGUUACAGGCUAUGGUUUUCCCACUUACAGGUGCAUCGGAAUGACCCAGAGAACUAGCAAAAAUGUAGGUGCUGCUUCUCAUCCCCGUAGAGUAGGAUUUGAGCCUGGGAUUGGUUUCGUUUUUUGCUAGGUCAUGGCUAUUUGUGGUACUUGGAUCCUUCUGCUUGAGUUUCUAAUCUGGUUUUUGACUAUUGUCAAUCCCUGCCUUGGUUUCUGGUGGUGGUUUCCACAUCUGACCUGCUAUUAGACCCUAAAAACAACACUGGGAUAUGGGCUUUAACAUCUAUUAACAUAGAUGUUAAAACAGCUAUUACAGUAGUCCAAUAAUAGACUUUUUUUUUCCUUUUUGGGUUUGGUGUGUCUCCUCUGCUAAAAGUAUUCUACAUCUUCUUUUUCUCCAAGUGCUUCCUCUACUUCCUCCCUCCUCCCUUGCCUCACAUUCCUUAACCUUCUGUAAUGCAUCCUUAAUAAAAGCUCUAGGGAUUGCCCACUGCAUUAAUAUCCCUGAAAUCUGACCGGCAGUAUGAAACCACUGCCAGGCUGCUAGGGUUACACAACACUCAGCCAUGUAGAGAGCCCUUACUGAAUGGGGCAGACGCUAAGGGUAUCAGUAUGAACUGUGCUCAAGCCGCAAUGUGAACCAUCGCAGAAAUCAGAAACUGCCUUAAAUGCUGGCCGCAGAAUAAUGUGUCCAGGGCUAUAAAUAACUCCAGCAGCCCUGGAACUGUAGCCUAUAUCUAAAGCGAUGUAGCUAAGUGCCAGCCAAAUGAUUAGUUAGGCUAUGAUUGUUUUCCACUUUAUCUCACUCAGUAAGUCAACUUUGGCUUAAUGCUGGAAUUUGAAAUCUCGCCUUAACGUUUCUUGUGCUUUGCCAGCGGGGGGUCAGUGGUUGCAGUUUCCUGAUGAGCUGUGUUUAUGCAUCUCCGGUUUUUCCUGUGAAUUUACAGGGCACCUUAAGAAAUUAUAAUUCUUCAGUUAUUCGCUGUGGUAAACAAUGGUUAGAAUUUGAGUUCAUGGCACUGAGAUGGGAAGUUUGAUCGUUUUCAGUCAUACACGUUCUGGUUUAACAGCGCUACACAAGUGGGAAGUAGCACUGAUGCUACUCUGUGCCAGUCUGGGCUGUGAACUCUGAGUCUGAAGCUUUAUUUUGCGGAGAUGUCCAUUUUCAGCUCAUCAUGAUGGCCAGAAUUGCCCUCACCCACAGCUGAAAUGUCUUCCAUUCUUGGUCUCAAUUGGUUGGGCAGUGUUAGGUAACCGAUACAAGUAUUUGAGACUCUUCUUGAUGUCAGGCACAGCGCUGGAUGUAAGAGGCGCAUGGUCCUCGUUAACUUACAAUUAUAUUCCAUGUAAUAAGCGCCAUCCAGGAGUAGUGAAUGAAGGAAGUGUCUUACCGAGAGGACAAGGGUGGUAGGACGUGACCCCCGUGUAGUAGGAAGUUGUUGAGGUUCUUGGGCUGUCAUGGCAGCUCUUAAGACAGCGGUUUAGGAGGAAGUCUCACCUCUUCCCUCCUGUCAGUCCCUCAACGGGCCCUUCUGUCUCCUGCCUCUUAGCGUGGGGAAGGGCAUAUACGUCCCCUGCCCCAGAAGCACACUUCAUUGGGUAGUGAUGAAGCUCAGAAUCGCAUCACCCAGGGGCUUCCAGCCUCCAGAGCUGUUCCUUCUCUGAGCUCUGUCUUCUCAGAGCUCACGGAAUGGGGGCCCCAUUUGUCCACUUGGAAGACUGCUUUUCCUCCCUCCAGCCUCAGGGGCUCAAGUCUGCAGGUAGAACAGCUGGUUGGAUGUAGGGGACAUCCACCCAGCUGACUGGAUGGGAAAGGAUAGGGCUGAAGUUUGGUUUGUGUAGCCUUUUAAUAUGGAGAAAACAUCAAAUAGUGAUGUCAGAGAAUGCUUCCCAUAAAUUACCAUGCCAUUUGAGGAGGAAGGUGAAGAUGAGAGUAUAUAAAAUCCAAACAAACAAAAUGUUUAUGAGCUGUUAUAAGGGUAUGUUUAUUGUACUCUUCUUUUUGGAGCAUAAAGAUACAGUGUUACCCAAAGUAUGGAAGAAUAUUUGCAUGAAUCUUUUCAGAGCUGCCUCUAACACUGAGCUGAACCUCUGCAGCUUAUUCCUGAGAACAAAGUUAAUUUAGCCUCAACUUGUAUCCAUAAAACUUGGAUUAUCUUGAUUUAUGUAACUGUUUUAGUUUUACUCUUUCCCAUUGUUUUAAGUGGGUAUCAUAUGACGUUUUCUCAAAGCUUGGUGUUCAUCAUCUCCCUUAUAAAAUAGUACUUUUAAUCUUAACAAAUAAGUGUUAACUAUGGUUUAUCUGGUACUGGUGCACUAACUUGACUUAAGGUGAUUCAAACAUAACCAGAAAUACAGGCAAGAAACAUGUGCCAAUAACUUUUUCACCUGGGAUGAUAAACGAUGAUCAUAAGAGUGAACAAUUGUCUUCUAGGCAAAAAAUUGUAGUUUCUUAAAUUGUUGCAGGCUUUAGAAAAGGCUAUGGAUUUUACGUACUUUAGUGAGAUUGCUAUCACAUUAACCUCUUUACAACCUCUUUCUUAUCAAGACGAUGAUUUACAAUAGUGAGUGUUCAAAAUGGAAGUUUUGCAAAGUUCUGUGUGAACUUUGUGUGAACUGUGCCGGUGGUGGCUCUUGGUUGGCCAUCAUGAAGUAUCAGCCUGGAUUGAGGACGAGGUGUGGAGGGGAGGAUGAAUUUGCAGAUGUGAGAAAACAGAUGUCCUUUGAAGAGGACUGAGUAAUGGUGGCGCAAUCCUAGAGCUUGGGUAAAUCUGGCUCAUGGAUACACCGAAAUAUCAGGUAUUCAGCAUGUGUGUGGGCAAAGGCAAACAAUUGCCAAGAAGCCAACCAACUGGAAAACAAAAAAAAAUCAGUUGCGUGAGUCAUCACCCUGCUCAGUGAGGAUGUGCGUUGGGGCGAGGGUGAGAUGGAAGGAGGGAAUCUGUUUCCUGAGGCAGCUCAGAGCCUCUCGAAGUGAGAGGUUCUGAAGCGAAGUCAGCCUCUUGAAGCAUCUCACUGUGAUGGACAGUGUGAGAGAUUUUCAAAGGUGAUUUUGGUACUGCUUGGUGAUUUUUGCUUUAUUAUUGACUUUAGAAUCAAGCUUCCUCACCGCCCCCAAGAUGUGACUCCCCUACGUUCUGAUGUUGGUGACAUAUUUUUAAGGGAUCUCUAAAAAUAGAGCUAGAGGUAGCUGCCUAGAAGAGAAAAGUGCAUGGAAACUAUGGCACAUGAAGAACGGCUGGGGGGGUCCCAGGCAUAGAGGCCAGAAAAAAGGAGAUAUAAUCCUGGAAUGUAUAGGGCUGUCAUGUGGAAUUCAUGUGUUUCCUCUCUGAGUUCAUCUGAGGGUCAUAGUGAUCAUCAAUGGGUAUGUGCAGGGAGGUGAGUUGAGCUCGGGGUCCAGAAGCACAUGGCCCCCAGUAGUGGAAUGGGCUGCCUUGUGUGGAAGUGAGGGCUUCAUCUCUGCAGGUAUCUUAGCAGGUUGGGCACCACCCAGCAAAGGAUGCCAUGGGGGGUGCCUUAGAAUGGGAAUUUGACCCAUACGCUCUUAACUUCUUGCCCACCUUGAAAGGUGGCUAGCAAUGGCUGCUUCUUCGGAAGGAAAAAUAUAAAACUAAGGUGAGAAGGAAUAAUUACAAAUGAACAGUAAAAGGAAGGAAGGAGUAAACCACAUGCGAUUCUACUCAUCUAUAAAAGGAAACCUAAAGAAAUUUGUUUUCUGAUUUUUGUUUCUCUUAGAGAAAUAAGUUUCCAACUCACUUGAAUUUAUUCUAAGAAUGAGAAUUACAAAGCUUUAAUUGAUUCAGUACAAAAUAGUUUAAAAUGUGCUUUAGUUCCAUGUUUUGGUGGUGGUGAUUCACUGGUGGGAGGUGGAAACGCAGUGUAAGAGGACCACCUGUUA
Messenger RNA from Orcinus orca (killer whale), 8612 nucleotides. RefSeq lists its product as uncharacterized. Gene Ontology annotation, cellular component: lamellipodium; actin cortical patch; actin cytoskeleton. Gene Ontology annotation, molecular function: actin filament binding. The record is from RefSeq and is a predicted model, not a curated record. Gene Ontology annotation, biological process: actin filament fragmentation; actin filament severing; cell motility. The transcript has 2 exons. Lineage: Eukaryota; Metazoa; Chordata; Mammalia; Artiodactyla; Delphinidae. Bases 1596 to 2834 code for a protein of 412 amino acids.